Fukomys damarensis (Damara mole-rat) is the source of this 2484-nucleotide messenger RNA. It is a transcript of the gene Tnfrsf19, whose product is annotated as TNF receptor superfamily member 19. NCBI's taxonomy places the organism in Eukaryota, Metazoa, Chordata, Mammalia, Rodentia, Bathyergidae. Gene Ontology annotation, molecular function: protein binding; signaling receptor activity. The record is from RefSeq and is a predicted model, not a curated record. Gene Ontology annotation, biological process: positive regulation of canonical NF-kappaB signal transduction; positive regulation of JNK cascade. Bases 375 to 1295 code for a protein of 306 amino acids. Gene Ontology annotation, cellular component: plasma membrane. The transcript is spliced from 9 exons.
AAAAAAAAAAAAAAAAAAAAAAAUCAGAGGAAAACAACGUGAUCUACAUUUAACAAAAGAAUGAGUGGCCUGGGAGGUGGGAGGGCAGCUACCUACCUGCUGAAAGUGAACUUUCUGGAUAUCCUUGCAUAUAUAUAAGCUCAGUCCUGCCUUUGAUGUUCAGCAACCGAUCACUGAUCAGAUUACAGGCAUUUCAUCUCCCUGCUCGUCUGCCUUUGAUCUGCAUGGUUAAUUUCAUUUUCCUGGAUUUGAAGUUUCGUCUGGGCUUGUGCUGACACACAUUUUUGGGAGGUGGAAGCAUUUGGCACAGAAGUGCUGCCAAGGAGAGACUAAGCUGCCGAAGGAACCCUACAGGGAUACAUUUGAUAAGAGAAAUGGCUUUCAAAGUACUACAAGAACAAGAGAAGACAUUUUUCACCUUUGUCCUUUUACUAGGCUAUCUGUCAUGUAAAGUGAUUUGUGAAACUGGAGACUGCAGACAACAAGAAUUCAGAGAUGGGUCUGGGAAUUGCAUUCUCUGUAAACCAUGCGGACCAGGCAUGGAGUUGUCUAAGGAAUGUGGCUUCGGCUAUGGGGAGGAUGCACAGUGUGUAACAUGCCGGCCGCAUCGGUUCAAGGAGGACUGGGGCUUCCAGAAGUGCAAGCCGUGCCUGGACUGUGCACUACUGAACCGCUUCCAGAAGGCCAACUGCUCCAUCACCAGUGACGCCGUCUGCGGGGACUGCUUGCCGGGGUUUUACAGGAAGACUAAACUUGUUGGGUUUCAGGACAUGGAGUGUGUGCCCUGUGGAGACCCUCCUCCACCCUACGAACCUCACUGUACCAGCAAGGUCAACCUUGUGAAGAUCGCGUCCACAGCCUCCAGCCCUCGGGACACAGCCCUGGCUGCAGUUAUCUGCAGUGCUCUGGCCACCGUGCUGCUGGCCCUCCUCAUCCUCUGCGUCAUCUACUGUAAGAGACAGUUCAUGGAGAAAAAACCCCGCUGGUCCCUGAGAUCACAGGACAUCCAGUACAGUGGUUCUGAGCUGUCAUGUUUUGACAGACCCCAGCUCAGCGAAUAUGCUCACAGGGCAUGUUGCCAGUGCCACCAGGACUUGGCCCAGGCCUAUGGGCCCAUCCAUCUGAUCCCAUCCUUGUGCUGUGAGGGGACUUGUGGCACCGACCGGACAGCCCUGGGCUGUGGAGUGCAUUCUGCGGCCAUCCUUCAAGAGAGGAAGCCUAAAGGGCAUCAUCUUCCUGCGAAAGAAAUGUGUGUGGACCAUAAAGGGCACCACCCUGUUACACUUAUGGACUGAGCAGUCUGGACCCUGCAAAGGCUUUGGGGGGAAAAAUAAAUCUGAACCAAACUGAUGGCAAUUUAAGCCUUUAGCCUUAGGCCUUUCAACCAGUUGCUUCUGAGCCAGAUCAGCUGUAAAAUGAAAUCUUGAUGAAAAGCAAGAAAAGACUCCAGGCAGACUGGUAAACCUGGGCACCUUCCUUGAAUAAAAAGCUUCUUGGACAUAAGAGUGACUUCAAAAACUGUUGAGUUAAGUUUGUAGUUAUGGACAUAUAACAAGACACAGCGGACAUCUGUGCUUAUUUUCACGGUGAAUAUGAUUUUACAAGCCUAGCAACCCAGAGUGUAAAUUGUCACUGACAUUUUCUUUCCAAAAAUAAUCUGAUACAGCCUGUUAUCCUGCUAAGAAGUCCAAAUCAGAUGCCUGAUGGUUUUUAUAUAAAUGGGUUCGACAAUGAGUAUGUCUGUUGGGGAAGAUCACUUUGUCAUCAUCUAAGGCCAAUAGGCUUGGGUCGUUAGAACUGACUUCAUACUACCUGCCUCAAUCUUGUGUUUAUGAGAUGAGGUCAAGAGACCUAACCAGGAAUUAGCUGUUUUGGAGGAGAACAGCUCUAUUCCAGAACUUAUGCUUCUAACCUUGGCCUCCAGCUCAUGGAUCACUGGUACUGGUAGGAAAAGGCCCUGGAUUACACAAUGUGGUCUGGAAAGGGCAGCCCUUCACCCCGCUUUCAAAACCACUAGCAUAUGUAUCCUAGAAAAUGGAUGCACAGGUUAGCGUAGACAUGUUAAAGUGAGUUGGCAUAGAAGCAUUUGUUACAUCUGCCCCUGGGCCUGAGCACAGGAGAUCCAGGAUUUCUUUUAUAGAAAAGAGGCAUGUAUACACAUAGUGACCUUGCCUACAUAGUUAUACUAAAGGCUUUAGAAAUUUCAGCAUAUCAGGUUCCUCUACUACUGAAGUAGUCUUUGGCAAUAAUACACUUGCUAUUAGAACCAGAAGAAAAAGCACAACUUAUAGGUGCUAUUUAAGUGAACUGGCAAAAUAUAGUUUGACCAGGACAUUAUAGUGUUCCCUCUAAUCUUUUAGGAUUUUUCAACACAUAAUCUAUUGUGGUCAGAUGACGUUGGAUGGAAGUGUCUGAUACUUCAGUAAAAGUAUUCCGCCUUCUGUAUGUUGUACCCGUUUGUCCUAGGGCAAAAAAAAAAAAAAA